AGUUAAUCGAUGGAUAUCUAAAAAUAACUGUAUAUGUUUAUAUUGACAACGUACGAUGUUUGUAAAUAUUCUAGUAUAUUGAUUUUUCGUACGAAUCUUGAAUGAUAUUUGUCAGGUCCUGGUGAAGUAUAGAACAAAAUGUCUUCAACUAAAUUCAGACUUGCACAAUUAUACAAUUCUUGUGAUUGUGAAAAGAAGAAAAAACAUGAGUUACAUUACAUUACCUUUGACGAAACAUUUACAAGACUACAAGAAGUUACAGAUGAAGUCCUUAAAUAUUUCGACAACAAAGGAGAAGUACUGCAGUUUAUUAUUGGUCACAUUCCCGUAAAGUCAAAUGAGGAUAGUACCUUUACUUUCACGGACAGAAAAACAUGGCAAAAGAAGGAACUGAAAGACCGGAAGAGAUUCUGGGAGGAGAAAGGAUAUGACCAAAUGGUAGUGAUUGGCUGUGUAGAAGAAGACCUGAUUCGUGACGACGCUAUUGAUGCCAUGAAAGAUUCCGAGAUCUACGCUAUUGCCUUAGCACAAAGAUUGCUCAUGCACUAUAUUUAUAAUAAACCAGAAGAAAGAUUGUUCAACGACUCACUCCAGCUUAGCAGAACAUCUCUGGAGAAAACAGACGGAACUGUUCUUUAUAUUGCACUCAAGUUUAAAUCUAAACAAAAAAAAGAAAAAUCCAAGCCACGUCGCAAAUGGAAAUCUAGGAGUUCCAGUAGUAGCAGCAGUAGCAGCAGCAGCAGUAGUAGUAGUUCUGGCAGCAGUUCUGAUAAAUCAAGCAGCGACUCAAGUUCUGAUGAUGAAAGCGAUGGUUCAUCAGAUGGAUCAAGAGGAAGAUCAAGAAAGCCAAGGAAAGAGAAAUCGAAACACCAUCGCAAAGGUUCUGAUGAUGAAAAAGGUGGUUUAUCAGAUCGAUCAAAGAGUAGAUCAAAGAAGCCGAGCAAGAAAGAGAAAUCGAAAUAUCAUCGCAAAUAUUCCGAUGAUGAAAGCGGUGGUUUAGCAGAUAGAUCAAUGAGUAGAUCAAGGAAACCAAGGAAAGAAAAAUCAAAACAUCCUCGAAAAUGUUCCGAUGAAGAAAGCGGUGGUUUGUCAGAUAGAUCAAUGAGUAGAUCAGGGAAGCCAAGCAGGAAAGAGAAAUCAAAACACCACCGAAAAGGUUCUGAUGAUGAAAGUGGUGAUCAAUCAGAUGGAUCUAGAAGUAGAAAACCAAGGAAGUAUUAGAUAAGAAAUGUAGACGUCGUAGUUGCUUUAAAAAUGAACUCCGUAGAAUAAUAUAUUUCGAAGUGGAUUUUAUAUUCAGUCGUACCAUAAGUGAUUUGACAUUAGAUACUCAAACCUUUCGACCGUGUAUUAGUUGAGUUAAAGAAUUGUAACUGAUAUCA
Molecule: messenger RNA, 1382 nt
Organism: Mytilus trossulus (common blue mussel)
Lineage: Eukaryota; Metazoa; Mollusca; Bivalvia; Mytilida; Mytilidae
Exons: 14
Coding region: 139-1221 (360 amino acids)
Source: RefSeq, a predicted model, not a curated record